Pseudomassariella vexata is the source of this 2593-nucleotide messenger RNA. RefSeq lists its product as uncharacterized. NCBI's taxonomy places the organism in Eukaryota, Fungi, Ascomycota, Sordariomycetes, Amphisphaeriales, Pseudomassariaceae. The record is from RefSeq and is a predicted model, not a curated record. The transcript is spliced from 3 exons. Bases 199 to 2583 code for a protein of 794 amino acids.
ACUUCUUUCACCCCGCACAAACCACGUAUUUCGUACACCAGUUACAGCUGAGCUACUGCUUGGACGUCGCCACCUUACUCGACUGCCAGCUUUGCCCCUUCAAUUCCUCAAGCUACUGGACGUUCGAUUCUCAACGCUACACCUUGAUGUCAUAUACACCUUGGUCUACGUAACGACUAUACGGCAGCCUCAGAUGAUAUGGCAACACGAUACACAGUAGAAGCCCUGCUUCAUUUGCGCGAGUCGCCUUUAUGUACCAAACCGAGUAGCCUUCCUCCCGCCGAAGAAUGGAUGGGACCACCCCCUGAGACAUUUCGCAAUAGCCAAAGCGCCGGCAAGACUGGACCUGAGAGGACUAGAACCGCUGGCGACAAUUCACUGCUUGACAACACCAACAAACGGCCAGGUGUCGAAAGACAUGUGCCGCGCAACAGCGCAAAUCCCGCUGAUAUCGUCCUCGGGCCACCGCGCACAACCUUCUCGUCGGCUACCAUAUCGCGAGGUAGCAAGCCUUUCGAUAACGAAAAGACCCUCAAGGAGUCGGAUGCUCGAGACCGCUUCGCCAGCUUGCGCACCAGAAAUGGUGACGGAGAUCGGGACCGUGAACGCGACCGUGAUGGCCGAAACAAUUUCCGUCGCCGUGGCGAUGCUGCCGAUCAGGACAGCGACGGCUGGAGCACCGUGAAGCCCCGCAAAAGCUUCGGGCAUGAGGGCGCUGAGCGGUUCCAUGGGCGCAUGGGUGAGCGUCCCGAACGACCUGCAGCGGCCGAGCGUCGACCUCGAGACAGUCACGAUGAUCGCGACCGAGACAAUGGCGACCGUCCGCCGCGCCGGAGCAACUUUGGCGAGUUUAGCAGAGACAAGGAUGGCGAUGACGGCGAGCGUCCUCGCAGAAACGGCCUGAACAAGAACAGAACCGACCAGCCCACAUGGUCCAGGGGCAACACUGCCGAAAACGAAGCAACACCAGCGCCGGCGCCUGUGACUGCAUCAACUCGUGAGCGAUUUGACAGGGCCAAGAGUUGGAGAGAGAGGGGUGACCGUGAGCGAGAUCGUGACGACCAUCACGAUGACAGAGCGCGCAGAUGGGACAACCGAGACCAGCGCCAGGAACGCGAGCCCGAAUGGCUCGACGAACCUGCCGAUGGUAAGAACCAGACCCACACUGAGGAGGACUUCAAGAAGUUCAUGGAGAGCAUGAAGGCGGGUAAGACUGCCAAAGCCGCACCCAUUGAUACGUCGUCUCAUGAAGAGAGUCUGGAGCCCGAGAAAUCCAAGGUCAAGUCGGCAUCCGCUAUCGAUCUUGGCCCUGACAAGUUCUUCGCCAACUUUGCUUCUACUCCCAGCGCUGAUAUGAGCAACCCUCUGGAAGGUCCAAAGGAGACUGCUGUUCCCAAGCCUAAGACGGGGUCGAGAUUCCAGAACUUUUUCUCGUCUCAAGAGGAUCGCCGGCAGACGGAGCCUACUACACCUGCGUCGAGUGUGCCGAUCCAGGAGCCGAACCCUCUUCUGGCUUUUGCUGGUGCGGGCGCUGGCGCAAGCGCAGCCAUGAGCGGGCAACCAGGCAUAAGUCCCGUAACCCAGGCUGAUCCCAACGAGAAAGUGGCCUUCCAGGCUCUUCUUCAAAAGCUGAAGGGUUCCAAAUUGAACAAUACCCCACCCUCUGGAGGUUUCCCAGUCCCAACCCCGCCUAGUCAGGACAUGGGAUCGAAAAGCUCUGUUGCGUCUCCGGGCGGCCCCUUCUCGCCAUUCCAUCAUCCUCGCGAUGAACCUUUGAUUCGAGGUCCGCCACCACCUUCUCAGCAGCAGGAGAUGCACGCACCGAGACCACAACAGACGACAGCCCAGCCGCCGCCACCACCAAUGCGUACUGACCAGAUGAUGCAUGAACUUCUUGGACAUCAUAUGCGGAACCAGGCCCCUAUCCGCAAUGACCAAAACCACAGCCGCAAUAGCAACAGCAAUGCUGAGUUCCUCAUGACGUUGAUGCAAAGUGCACGUGGCGUCCCCGAGCCUCCAAGGACUGAACAGCUCAUUAGAAUGCCCCAGCCCUCUAGGCCAGCUCAAAUCCCUCAAACACCUGAUCGCGAGUCCGACUACCAGCGUGAGCGUAGUUCAUCUCACCAUCAAGGCCGGCCACAAGGCUUGCCCAGCUUUUUCGAUGUACCACAGCUUCGUCACGAACAAGACAAUCGUCGACAACAGCCAACCCAAAUCCUACAACGUCAAGGGCCCCCUGGCUUGGAUCAGAUGCACCCCAACACGUGGAUGCAGGGCGCAAACCAGCAACUCCCUCCUGGUCCAGGUCGACCUAUGAUCCCGCCACCGGGGCUUGCUGGCAAUCCCCGCAAUGGCCCGAUGCCGGGAAUGUUCCCUCCCAACUUCCCUAAUCCUAUGGGUGGCUUCGCCCCUCCAGACGGGAUGAUCGGUCAUCCACGCAACAUGGCCCCACCCCCUGGGUUCUUCGGUGGCCCACCGGGCUUCCUGCCACCGCCGGGUAUUGGCCCAGAGGCUCUUGCUUAUGGCUUCGAUGGCCGUGGAAUGCCGCCUCCGAGUGCUGGCGGUGCCUUCCGUCGUAACUAGGAAACUACAU